AUUAUUGUUUCCUUCCUAACCCUAUGUAUUUGAUUUUGUUUAUUUAAAAACAUUACUUGAAAAGUUGAUGAAACCCUGUUACAGAUGUUUCAGACCGCAAGUUAAUUUUAAAAGGUUGGUUUUGAGCCAUGAGUUAGGUUCAAAUGAAACUGUCUUAUUUCCUAGGUUUACUUCAUUUCAUGUUCUCAGGCAGUCUACAGACCUGUAUUCUGAGACCUAAAUUUUCUAGGCACUGUGCCUUUGAGGAUACAAAGGUUAAAAUUGGGGUGCUGCUCUCAAGGAGCUCCCAUUCCAAUUGGCCACUUUUCUUAUUAAAAACAAACCAACAAACCAAAAACAAUCUAUGAGUCCUGAAGGUCAGUUUGCACAAGAUUUCCCCCUGUGGAACUUUUGGAAAAUGGAAGGAUAGGUGAUUAGUUUGCUGAUUGUUUUUCCUUGUUCUCUUUUAGCUUGUUCACUGUUACAGUAGCUCGUGAGGAUAUGAAUUCUUGCCAGUAUUUUGUAAAGAACAAAGAAGCACACAAUUAUAAAAUGGCUUGUGUGAGACAAUGUUCUUGGCUUGCUGGCUCACCAGAUUUGUAACAAUUCUCAUUAAGUACUCAAUAAAGCGAGGAUCUGUAAAAUGGAGCAGUAAUUCCUGCCCUGCCAAUAUCACGAGGUUGUGAUGAUCUUUAUACAUCUUGAGCAAGGCUGAGCAAACUACAACCUGCUACCGGUUUUUGUCCAGGAGCCAGAUUUGGGUCUUUGGUGCUGGCAUGCUGACCUCUGAUCUGGAGCACUUCAUAGAUCUAAGCCAUUGUUAUUAAGCUCUUCCCUGAAGUCCAUGGAAGUGACUGCCUUCUCAGAGGAUAUGGCUCUAAAAGCUUUAGCAGAAUAGCUUUAGAUGAAGGAAAGCCUUCUGGAGUCCCCUCCAGACCUCUCUAUUACCUAUCCAAAGACCAGUCUUAAGAGAAGAACCUCAUUGACCUCAGUGGAAUAUGAGGUCAGUGUUGGCAAGUAUUGGCAUGUGUGCAGGGCCAGCAUGGGGGGAGCUGCUCCAUGCCCCCUCUUUCCAGAGCCUAAGGACAUUUUUUGCCUGCCCUGUCCCUCUGUCCAGCCACCCAAAGCAAGCCCUUCUUGGUUCUCUGGAGUAGAGCAGGGGGCUCACAAGCAGUUAGGUCAAGCUUGAAAAUGUUCUAGGUCUUAGGGAUCAAAGGAAAGUGGAGGUAAGGGGACAGCUAAAUGACACAAGGGACAGAGCCCCAGUCUUGGAGCCAGGGGGACCUGGGUUCAAAUUUAGCCUCAGAUACUUAGUUGCAUGACCUUGUUAGCUCUUGCACCCCUUUCUAUUGAGACAGAAAGUUAAGAACUUUUUUUUUUAAGUGGAAGGAGCCCCAGAAGAGUGAUAUUGAUCAGUCUUUGAAGGGGAAAUGAGGUUCAGAAAGGAUGUGCUUUUUCCCAGUCUGGAAAGGGCUUUUUUGCCUCAGGAGAAGAUGAAAAGUUAGAUAAAACAUAAUUGGCCUUUACCCUGUUGGGGCUUACAGUCUAAAAGACUGCACAAAUUGAUUCUAUUUAUGAAAGCUCUCAGAAAAUUCCUAGCACUUGGUAAUUCCUUAAUAAGUGCUUAUUCCCUCCCUAGAAUGCAAAAUAAAUGUAAGAUGAGCACCUUAAGAGAAAUGUAGUUAAGAAUACUAUAUGAAUUUGGAGGGGGAAGAAAAUGUUGAAAGAAUAUUGUUCUUGUUAACUAGUGUUUUUAUUUAUUAACAUUUUUAUUUUCAGUUACAGGUAGAAACAGUUUUUGACAAUUGUUACCCAGCAUUUUGUGAUUCAGAUUCUUUCCUCCCUCCCCAAUGUUCUGAUAAAAGCUACACUGUCGCUUUCAUGCAGUAUGUAUUUCUUUUUUUUUUUUAAACCCUUACCUUCCGUCUUGGAGUCAAUACUGUGUAUUGGCUCCAAGGCAGAAGAGUGGUAAGGGCUAGGCAAUGGGGGUCAAGUGACUUGCCCAGGGUCACACAGCUGGGAAGUGUCUGAGGCCAGAUUUGAACCCAGGACCUCCCAUCUCUAGGCCUGGCUCUCAACACACUGAGCUACCCAGCUGCCCCCUCAUGCAGUAUGUAUUUCUGUAUUGCUCGUGGUGUGACAGAAGACACAUAUCACACAUACAAUAAAAAACUCACUAAGGAAAUAAAGUGGAAGAUGGCCUGCUUUGAUCUGCAUUCAGACUCCCAACAGUUCCUUCUUUGGCUUUGGAUAGCAUUUUUUAUUAUGGGUUCUUUGGGUUUCUCUUGGAAUCUUGCUUUCGUGAUGAUAGUUUAGUCUUCACAGUUAAUCAUGCAGUAUUUCUGUUACUGUUUACACUAUUCUGGUUCCCCUCACUUCACUUUGUAUCAGUUCAUAGAAGUCUUUCCUGAACUUACCCUGUUUGUCACUUCUUGUGGCCCAAUAGUAUUCCAUUACAACCAUUUCCACAGUUGUAACUAGCAAGUUUGCCAGUUGUGUGUAUUAUUUUGUUCGAGCCUUUCAGCACCACCAUAUGCUCUCCAUUUUUCAUAAGAGAAACCUGAGGCCCAGAGAGGUUCCUGAGUAAAGCAAGAAGAGGUCUUAUGGGACUUAGAACCCCAGGUUUCUGACUUCAAGGCUAGGGUUCUGAGAUGCUGCUUCUCCCUCCCCUCUUGCCUUCAGGUAGAACUGCUCUUGGUUGGAUGGGUGUGAGGCUGGCUUCUUUAGAAUCUUGUUUUCUUUUGUGUAGCAAUGGCUUGUUCAGAAUAGAGGCCUGAGUCUUGUCUCUGGCAACAAGAGCCUCCUGAGGGUUGCAGUUCAUGGAGUCAUACUGUGAAAGUGUAUUAAGUGCCCGCUUUGGGCCCACCCCUCUCACCUCUGCUGUGGGCUGGAAGAUCCAAAGACUAGGCACCACAUCCCUGCUUUCCUGGAGCUCAACUCACCAAAAGUCACUGACGUAAAUGGCUUUAAUACACAAUAUUUGUGUGCUGCGUGAAGUCAUCUCUGCUGGGAGUAGCAAUGGUUUCCUAGAAAAAUUGGCCUUCAUAUUGAGCCUUAUUAACUAAUACCUGCAAGUUAACUAGGAGAAAAGGAGAAGGGCUGGUAGUCAGGGGCUUUCAUCUCCCUCUGAUCUUGUGGCACUUGUACAAAUCCCAAUAUGUUUGCGAAUAUGUGGUGUGUUUAUGGACCUGUCUUAUCACCUCUGCUAUGGUGGGGGAGCACCUGAUAGCUUGUUCAUAUUUCAUAUAACCUGGCAUUUUUACAUACUGGUAGUCAAAUUUGGUUUUUUCUUUGUUUUUUUUCCAGCUCCUAUGUGGCAGGCACUGGACUAGGAAUAUAAAGCCAAAAUCCAAGUUGCCCUAGGCCUCAGGGAGUUAAUCUAGCUGGGGGAGGUGCAUACCUAGGGUGAGCCAUCUGGAUAGAUAAACUGGAACCUACUGUCCUCAUCAGCCCUCAUGCUGUCAUCUGGCAUAGAGACGCAGCCAGUCCCUCUUGAUUCCCCCAUGUCUGCAGGGGCCCAGGAGUUGUACCCGGAACUUCCAGUGAGCGUCUCCCCGGAGCUUUCUGCCGAGUUUGAGCCAAGUAUUGUUCUAGAUGCAAAACCUGAAGCCUCGAGCUCCUUGGUCCGGACUUUGCCCGUAGAGCCCCAGAGAACUCAUGUGGAAAAUUGCUCUCCAGAAAGGGACCCCAUGGAUGUUAGGGGGAAACCAAGAUGUUGUGGACUGGCAGGCUCCCCAGCCUCAGCCAGAGAUGCUGUGGCUUCAGGAGUCUUUGAGAAAGAGAGUCAAGCAGAGAGUGUGGAGCAGAAGUCCUCGAACAACCAUGGGGAUCAGGAGGAGGAGGCACGAACUGUGAGAGCCUCUGACAAGGGAUUGGCAGAAGGCCAGGAGCAGCCUUCCCCAGCUGUGACUGAAGGAGCGUGGGGCUCAUGCCAGGUGGUCCUCAGGAAGCAGCUAAAGCAAGACCUGAGCUGGAGCUAUCCUGGUCCUGACAAUGACCUGCAUCCCACAGAAGAAAACCAAGGAAACGUACAGGUUACAACAGAAACUCUGCCAAAACCUACUGAAGAAGAACAAGGUAUGAAGGUCAAUGGGACUGAGACCAUUAGGAAUGACAAAGUGAGUAAAAGUCUCCCAACUGGGUUCAUCGACUGCCCAGAUAGAGACAAAAUCAUGACCAGUGGUGAGGGUUCAGAAACCAGCACCCUAGUUUCCCUAGAGCCUUUAACCUCUGUGGAGCCUGAAUUGACAAAAGCGCCUUCAAAAGAAAAAGAAUGUGAAAAAUCCAUUGCUUCUUGUCCUCUUGUGCUGCCAUCAUCAGAGGACAGUGUCAACUCCACAUUGUACAGUGAAACACUGUCCAGAUUGAGCCUUGUCCACAACGCCGUUGACAAUCACCAACACAACUGUGGUUGUGACAUUGAGAAUCCUUCCAAGCCAAGCAUUCUUCAGGUGAAGAGCAAGGAAAGUGGUGUUUGCCUCCAAAUGUCAUGUUUCCCAUUGAGUUUGCCCUCUGCGGAGUCUGAAAGCAUCUCCCUUGAAAAAUGUGACUCUGACGACCAACAGAAGAUGGAAAAACCCUUCUGGAAUGGAGAGGUCUUGAGAGAAGGCUCAGCUUAUAGACUGAAAGGGGAAGAUCAAGCUCUGAGUGUCAGGAGCCAAAGUAGAGAAGUACUUCCUGUUGAUGCCAAGCCUGGAGGAGAAGAAAAUGGCAUGGCUCCUUUGAAAUAUUCUAGUGAUGAACACCAUCCUCAUGAUCAAAGAGAAUGUGCCCUUGAUAUCUGUUGCCUACACAGCCCCUGUCAGAGGGCUCGAGGAAGUAUCCAGCAAGAGAACUCUGUUUCUCCUUCUGAAGGAGAUCCUAUCAAAAGCCCUUCAGAAAUUCAAGAAAAUCUCAUAAAACAUGAAAGCAAGAGGGUAACCUGCCCUUGUGAUAGUCACCAAAAUAAGGAACACACAGAAGAAAGUGACUUCUUGGUGAUGCAGGCUGAAGAAUCAGAAAAGACUGUGCCUGAGGACUCGGGUGUAUUAGACAAGAAUGUGGACAGUUGGAGUCCCAGUUCUUUGGUCAGCAGCCAAAGAGGCCUAGGGAGCAGUACCAAGAAAAGAAACCCCACUGCUUGUUCUGUGCCAGAUAACCCUCCUAAGCCUAUAAGGAAAGUCUCAGAGGUCAGCAGUGUUCUUGCUAGCCAGGAUGAAGCAAAAGACACUCUAAGAAUGUUAAGUGGGAAUGUUAUUCCAUUUGUAGAUGGACAGAUAAUGGCUUCUCAUGGACAGAAUGAGCUUGCUUCAUAUCCUGCUGAGUCCAGAGAAGACAAGGGGGAGCUUUUCUGUGUCUCAUCUGGAAAGAUGUCCUUUGAUGCUUGGGACCACAAGGAAGCAACAGCUCCCCAAGAGUUGUCUCUAGGUGAUCCUACUGAAGACCUCCAUAAGAGAACAAGUGAGGCCUCUCAGCAACAGGCUGACUCUUUGUUGGAGGAUGGAGACAAGGUCAUUGCCAACCAGCAAACCAUUCUGAUCCAAACAAGAACUGUGAAAGAUGCCUUCUGCCCAGGUUCCACUGCCUGCCGUGCCUCUUCCCAGAAUUACGUCAGUGCUAAAGCAGUGAACUCCCAAAGGGUGCAAAAUAACAGAGUCAGAGGAAAACUGGAGGCAGUGUCAGGAUUUCCACUUGAAAAAGAAGGAGCAGAAUUAUCUGAAGAGGCUCCUGUCUUAGAUCAUGAAAGUGCUCAAUUUCAUAGUAGUCAUAUCUGCCACCCUAGAGUUGAGAAUGCCCUAGAAACAGACAUGUGCUCAGAGGAUGUUACCUACAACUCUACUACAAUCUCCCCAGAAGCUAAGAAUAAGUCUGUAUUGUCUUCUGAAGAAAUAUUGGAGCCCAGUGAUCCUCAGUGUUCGGAAAGCUUCCUUGAUGCGAGACAUCAAGCAGGGGAAAGUAAAACUGUGAAAGAAAUGGAAGAUAGCUUUCAAGAAGUCAAGAUUAGAAAUGAAGUGGUUUCCUGUUCAUUACUCAGCAGAGCCUUAAACAAAAAUACACUUGCCUUGAGCCAUGUUAAGCAUGGAAAAUUUGGAGCAAGAUCGGCAAGAAAGGUGGGCUCAGAAGAUGAUAAACUGGGAACAUGCAUUAAGGAGAUUAUGUUAUCUUGUGAGUCCCAUCCUUCUGAAAAUAUUUUAGAAAGCAAGCUAUCCUCAAACAUUCCAAAUCCUAAGGAGCGGAUGGUCCCAUGUCUUAACACAGAGCACUCAGGUGUUAGAAUUAUAAACCAAGCAGAUGGGACUGUUGGUCAGGUGACAAAUCAAGGCCUUAACUGCCAGAGUGACCUUAACAGUCCAAUCGAAUGCUCGAAUGAAAAUAAAUCCAUUAUCAAGCAUCACGGCAUAGGAAUCUUUGAAGUCCAACACACAAUUAGUCGUAAAAAUGAGGCUCUUGCAAAACCUAUCAAACGGUUGAACUACCACCAGAAAGAACUGCUAGUUAAUGACUUGAGUGACAUCCAACUAUCUUGCAGUCUUCCAAAGAAAACCAUUUUAAAAACUUCCCUUAAAAGUACCCUUGAUAAUGAAGUAUCUGCCGUGUGCAGAGUAGACCCUUGUCAUCUUAGUAAUAAACUUAGAGAAGGGACGUUGGAAAUGAAAGAAUCUGAAUCAACUGGAAGUCACAGAAGACAAAAAGAGCCCCCCUUGCUUCAGCCAAAUGGACCGUUGAGGAGUGACCAGCCUCGGGGAGGAGAAGUCCAUGUUGCAUUUGAAAGACUGAUUGUCUCAGACUCUGUUUUACCAUGUGCUUCCAAUUCCUCUAAUAUGAAAUCUCCAAAAAUCAUACCAUCAUGUAAAGGGACAUCAUCAAGUGAACUAAGAGAUGCUGGCCUUUGUAAUUCAGUGAAUCAGGAGAGUCAGAAACUGGGUAUAGCCCUAAGAAACAAGGAGGCACAUGUGCCUGUGGACUCCUUGACCGAUGGGGUGGAAACUAUUACCAAUCAUGAGCCAAAUACAGAGUUGUCUGAUACUGUGAAUGUGUCAUUGGAGAGGAUUCGUCAUGGGCAGACUGUUAAAGGAAUGCUUCCAGGGGAGGCCAGAGGGACCACUGGUGGGUUAAGUAUGCAAAUGAUUUCUGCACCUGAUGAUGAAGAUUCCUUAGAAGUUUAUUCUAAAGAGCCAAUGUUGGAAUCUACUGAGUCAAUGCCUUUGCUUAUCUCUUCCCAAGAAAAUUCAGCCAGUGGUUCAGAUGGUCUCCUGGGUGAAAAACCAGAAACAAAACAUCUUUCAGAAUCCGUAGAUGUCAAAGUACUCACUGAAAAUUUAAAGAGCAACAUGUCAAAGACCAAGGUGAAGAAAAGAACACUUGGAGGAAGACCUAAUCUUGAGAUAAGAGGCAAAAGAGGUGCACUUUCUGAGGUGGAGACAUCAGGAACAUGUCUGCCAAAAUGGAACUCCAGUGUGACAACUUCCUCUUUUCAAUUGAAUUCAAAAAAUAAAAUGACCAGAGGAGAGAAUAAAGAACACCACCGAGGAACACUAAAUGAUUUCGAAGUCAGCGAGGAAUCUGAAGGGGAAACUUUGAGUAAAGAUGGUGGUGAUAAAUUUUCAAGUGUCUGUGGACCUCAUUUUAAACGAAAGAGGAUAUGUAAGAAGACUGCGUCUCAGGAAGGCCAAAUUGUCCAGGGCUGGAGAUGUCCUAAAGGAGGGCUAGAGGGCACACAAUCAAAGAAAGGAGGACCCUCUUUCCAGCAGGGAGCAUCACUGAUUGCUGAGCCUUUUACUGAGCCAACAGUGGGCCCAUCAAGUCAAAGCCGCCUUAAGGGGCAUGCACAUAGGCAGGACACUUUGGAGGAUAUCAUAGGAACAAAGAAGACCAAGAGUAAGCCUUUUCUAAAGUCUCUAAAGGUGGAUGAUUCAGAGGCAGGACAACAAGAUCUUCAUUUAUGUUCCACCAUUGAGCUAUCUUUAGGUCCUCAUCUCCCCAUCUCCAACAUGAUACCCCAAGAUACCAGCUCUGCUGGAUGUGAAGAAAUGCGUGGUACCUUUGCGAUUACCCCAUAUCAAAGAAAAUCUCUCCCACCAUUAAAGAAAAAACUAGGUUGGACAUGUAAAAAUGUCAUUCAUCAAGAGCACAUCAAGACUGGAAGAAAGAUGAAUAGUUUCAAAAAGUGGAUUCUUUUAAAGAGUGCUUCAGAAACCGUCUCAGUCAAAGAACACAAAGUCCUCAGCUGGUCCUUUACUCCUCCUCCAUCAUCAUCUUCAGUGGCCAACCAUAUGCCCAAGCCGAAAGCCACAAGACGCCUUCUGCUGAACAGCAUGAGACUUCAGAAAUCUACCAAAGACUCAGCUUUGCUAAACAAAUUGUCUGUUCUGGCCAGGAAGCUGCUGGCCCCGUCCAUAGCAACCCAAGAAUUAAGCUCUCAGCCAUGCUCUACUGAACUUCUUCCCGUGGCUGAAUCCUACAAACGGCUCAGGUUUAAAAAGCUCCAGGAUGAAUUUCCUAACAAUAUAAUGCAGCUCAACCUCCAUUUAGGUGAUUAUGGGUGCAAGAACAUACCUGACAGUCAGACUUUGGCACUUUAUCCCCUUGAAGCCCUCAGAAUAGGCUUCUUAGACUUGAUUAGCAAAAUGCCAUCAUUGCAGUUCAAUGCCCAAAUCUUCCCAAUAUCCUUUCACAUAAACCUGGACUCAGAGCUCCCAACUGAUUCCACAAGGAUUUUUUCUGAGCACUGUUCUCCUCCUGAGAGUGCUCCAAGAGAGGAUCCCACACACCCACCUCAGCCUCAGUGGACCUUUUCCUUCCUCACGUCUCAGGGUUCUUCAGGGACAGCCACCUUCAGGGAAGACGCUGGGCUCAGUUGUGAGCUGCUCUCCCAAGCUGCUCUGCAGACCCUCUCCCCUGAGCAAGCCCCUGGAAGCAAUGCUAUAAUGAAGGUCAGAGCUGGUUGCUCUGUCCUUGGCCUUCAUACAGUUUUAGCACUUUCUUCCCCUGGAUGUUAUAGGAUCUGGACGAGAAGAAGGAGCUUAUCCAGUCAUUUGCCUACCAUCCAGAGGCUCUUCAUGACUCAGUUUACACAGGGCUUCAAAGGGUUAAGGCUUCCAGCAUCUCUGUCCAACAGCCUCUUCCCUUCUCUGCCCUACUCAGUGGGCAGGGUACUGUCCAUAUGGAGCCAGCAUGGUCCUUCUGCCUGCCCCUUCGAAAUCACUACUCUCCAUUCCAAACACAGCAAGUGGCCGCCAACUCUGGGCAUCAGGAACAGCCAUGCCAUCUUACCACAUGUGCCUCUGUUGGGCAUGGAAGCUACCACUGCAAGGACCAGAGGCAGUCCAGUUAGGCCGGGACCUCCUUGCUCUGCUUUGGCACCAAAGUCCUGCUUAGCCUUUGAACCAGCGGUCAGUGUGCUCCGACUUUCAGCCUCUGACUACCAGAUUCCUGCUUUAAAAGAGCUUGGGAGAGUCCCCAGUGUGUGCUCCAAUCAGCAUAGUAGUGCCACUCAGAAAGAGACUGAACCAGAGAAGCGGCCAAAAAAAGUCUCACAGAUUCGAAUCCGGAAAACUAUUCCUAGGCCAGAUCCCAACCUUACCCCUAUGGGACUGCCUCGACCUAAAAGGCUGAAGAAGAAGGAAUUUAGUUUGGAAGAAAUAUACACCAAUAAGAAUUACAAGUCUCCUCCCUCAUCCAGGUGUUUAGAGACCAUCUUUGAGGAGCCCAAAGAGAGAAAUGGGGCCCUCAUAUCUGUCAGCCAGCAGAAGAGAAAGCGGGUCCUAGAAUUUCAGGAUUUCACUGUCCCACGGAAGAGGAGGAAUCGUGGUAAGAUCAAGGUGACAGGCAGCUUUACCAGGGCAAAAAAGGCUGCUCUGCAAAGCCGAGAGCUCGAUGCCCUUUUGAUUCAGAAACUAAUGGACCUGGAGACCUUCCUUGCCAAGGAGGGAGAAGGAGAGCCAGCAUCAGGCUGCUGAGAAGUCAAGUCAUUUUUGGAAUUUGGGGGCCUUGUGUUGGUAGCUCUCUUGGCCAUCUUUGGGAAGGAUCUCUUGAUUCUUUCUGGUCAUUCAAACCACUCACAUGCACGCGGGAUUCCUGGAUGAUAAGCUCUGUAGAGGUGCAGACUUGUCCUGUGUGGUCGAGAGGAACUCUGCUUUGUUGCUGAGCGUAGGGCCCUAGGAAGGCCUGCCCGCCCUCUCCUGCUCGGGACUGGGCCCUCCCCAGGGCCAGGCAUCCCAGGCACCCCUUCUGUGAUAACACUAGGAUUCCCAGGACCCACCCACCCACCCACUUCAUUUUGCACGUCCCUGUGGACUUUCUCCAUUGUUUACAGUGGUGCUAGGCGCAGAAGCUGAUCACCUUGUUCUUCGGACCCCCCCUCCCCCCAACUCACUGGAGGAGUUGGGGAAUGCUUUGUCCUAAUUCUGUUCUUCAAUCCUGGGAGUGAGUCUGCUUAGAACUGGGUUCUGUGCGUGUGGCCUGCCCUCCGCCCAGCCCCCUGCCCCACCCCACCUGCUGGUGGCCCUUGGUCACUGGCACCAGAGGAGCCCAACAAGGCACCAUUCCAAGUCAGUUGCACUUUUCAAUGUUGUGGUGUUUCCUCUUUUUAUUAUUAUUAUUGUUGUUGUUGAUAUUGCUGCAUGUUGGGAGCCUUUAAAUGUGAUUUUUGUUUUUGUUUUUAUUUUUUAACAUGUGGAGGAGAAAGGCAGAGAUCUGUUUUAAGCCAGGACUAUUCACUAUGUGAUGUGUCUCUGGCCCAACCUCUCCCAGGACAGUGAUCAGGAAGCUAUAUUCCUUCCCUGCUUCCAGGGCUGCCCAGCCCAGAAAGGAGGGCCCCUGCAAUGGCAUCAGGGCUGUAUGCCUCUUGCCCUCCAAGUGAAUGGAUUUAAUGGUCAAAGAGCAGGUUUUGCUCCAGGUUGUUUUUAAUAUACUAGGAUCAAGUGGGAUUUUACUUUGUUUUUAUGGCCAAAAUGAUGAUGGUAGACUGAAUCCCUGGGGCUGGAUUCGAAGGCUUACUCCCUAAGCCUCCAAAUGUAUGAAAAGCCCUCUGCUCCAGAGGAGAGGAGACGAAACUCUCCGUCCUUCUUGCUGGAAGUUGCAUCAGGGAAGCCGGCCCUUGCUGGCCCCAGGCCAGGACACUCAGCACUCUGAGUCACUGUGUUUGUUAAAUGUACUUGAAACUUUCUGGAGAGGGAGGGAAGGAAAGUGAUUGCUAGCUGUUGGUUCAUCCUUAGUGCCUAUGGGGGUAUUUGGUCAGAGGGAUGCUGUCUUCAUUUCACAAGCCCUUCAACACUUAAUCCUUUUCUUCCCUCUCCCCCUGCAUUUCUCUUCCUCACAAGCAGGUCUUCCUCUAAAACAAGUGCAGAGAGCUAGGGUUCUGAGUCAGUGAGUGGGGCACCAGCCUAUCCUUGUACCCAGCAAGCCUCCAGGGAGCACACAAGAUUCACCUGCCGGGUCUGACGUGUCUACUUGGGAUUAAGUGUCAGAAUAGGGUGGAGAGGGAGUUUGCCCCUGUCCCCUUCUUCUGCAGGUUGGCCAUCUAUGCCAAUUUUGGAGAGAGUGGGAAGCUUCUGGCCUGGACACAUAGCCCUAAGGCAUCUGCUACUGCUGAAUGGGACCAGACUACCCAGUUGGACCAACUCAGUAACUUCCAUGGCUGCACCACAGACCCAAGCCUUUCCCUUGUGGACCCGCCAAAUUUUAGAGACCUGAUUGAAUCAUUGUCCAUUGUAUCAUCAGAGCCUGCAUUCCACCUCCCUACCUCUGCCUGAGAUGGGGUUCUCUUGAUGCUAAGCUCCUCCCUCUAUGCAUUUCCUUUGAGGAGUAGGUCCUUUGCAGGCACUUUUCAGGGAGCUUCCCUAGCUAGCUAGCUUGUUCCAGUGGGACCAUUUUGUUAGAGCCAUUGGUGGUUUCAUGAGAUACCAAGGCCAUGCCACUUAGUGGACCAGAAGGCAGAUACUGCAACAGGAUCCAUAUUGAUUUAAUUAGAAGUUUCAGUUUUAACACAGCCAGAAGUGGGACUUGGAAGGGCUGGAUGACCAGGGGGUAGUGAAUGGCAACACGUUGGAGGGAGAAGCGAUCCAGGGGCCCACUGGGCUAUACACCGGGCCCAGGGUUGACAUCCCUGGCCAUUUCUCAUUCAUCUGACUUGAAGGCUCCCCCUGCCCAGCCUCCCAAACUCCCAGCUCUAGUGUUGAAAGAAGCUAGAUAAAACUGCUCGCUACCUAGAGACCUUUGCUGUCCCUUUUAGGUCUUUGGUCAGACUUUUGGACUCACUCAUGGGAAGUGGAUGGAUACUAGCAUCGCUAUAGCUUCGAGUCCAUAAGUGUUUUCUGUGGCACUUCCAGCCCCUGGGGUCCACACUGCCCUACCGGCAGGGACCAGGACUUCAUCUCAGGGGUGUUUUCAGUGUGGGAUGGUGGGGGUGGAGGGGGGGAAUGGGAAUCUCAGGUCUGAGCAGGGUUCUGCUUGUCGCUGAAUUGUUCAUGGCUGGCUUUCCCCUUCCAUUGCCCUCCUCCCACCCCUCUUUCAUUCUCAUUUCCCUAUUGGUGUGAAAGUACCUCAUUGAAGCCAAUCAUGUCUGUUGUCUUACUGAGGGGGGUGCAGUGAAGAGACAUGUAGCAUUUGCCUUACUUGGAGCCAGAGGAGCUCAGAAACUCAUGCUGUGAAACCCAAAACAUGACUCCCCUCUUCCCUUCCCCCCAGCUGUGAAAAUCAUGAUACUUGGUCACUCUUUUGCCUGAAGGGCACACUGGAGCUGGAGCCAACUUUGAAGAACUGAGAAGUCUCUUCUAAUGCUUCAAGCCAUUUUCUGCCAAGAUUGGCCCGUCUGCCUGACCCACUGGAUGCUUGGUGGGCUGGCUAUUGAGUGGGAGCUCCUGAGCUGCUCUCUGGGAUUUGAUCUUUCAUUCAACACUAUAUAGAGAGAUCAACCUGUAGGCAGUGAUGCUUAUCUCUUGUCACUUCAAGGCAGAGGAAAGAUAAGGCAGUUGUUUUCUCCUGUUUUUUUUUCUUCCUUUAAUGCCUGUGGGAAACUUUUUUUUAAAGCUUUCUUCUGGUGUCUGAAAGGACCUAGGAUGUAUGUACCACAUUGUCAGUGGCUUGAUCCAAAGCAUUACAAAGAAUUGGCAGUUUUUGGAGUCUCUUUGCCUGUGUACCUUCUCAGGAAGGGGCCCUGCCAAUACAACUGAACUUCUCACAUCCAGGCACUGGACAAGUGAGAAGGCUUCAGCUGACCGAAAUUGAAGUUCAAUAUUCCAUUGAGCCACAAACCCAGCCUCCAAAGUUCUCUGGAUUUCCUAGUGGGUGGGAUGGGGUGAGGGGAGGGGUGGGGGUGGGAGGGAGGGUGGGGAAAGAUGGUGUUUCAUCCACCCAGCCCAGGCUGAUGUUCAAAAUUGUUACUUCAGCAUUUUCCCAAGCCACCUUCAGGUGCUGCGUUUGACUAACGGGCGACUCAUGUUUCAGCACCUCUUGUGCUGGGCAGGGCCAGUAGCUGCCUGAACCAAGUGUUUCUAUCCUAUCAUGAUAAAUAAUAGUUCAGUGAAAUUUGUACAUUUUUGGUAAUAUUGGCAUCAAUCAUGCCCCUUGCAGUUUUCUUUCUGUUUGGUAGUUUGUGACUCUAAAAUUCCCACUGUUAUAUGUGUUAAUUUAUGAAAAUAAAUUUUUUUUUUGAAUAAGUUUCAAAAA
Monodelphis domestica (gray short-tailed opossum) is the source of this 13626-nucleotide messenger RNA. RefSeq names its product proline rich 14 like (gene PRR14L). The record is from RefSeq and is a predicted model, not a curated record. NCBI's taxonomy places the organism in Eukaryota, Metazoa, Chordata, Mammalia, Didelphimorphia, Didelphidae.